This is a messenger RNA of Apis dorsata (giant honeybee), 1651 nucleotides long. RefSeq names its product carbohydrate sulfotransferase 11-like. The record is from RefSeq and is a predicted model, not a curated record. Gene Ontology annotation, biological process: carbohydrate biosynthetic process. Gene Ontology annotation, cellular component: membrane. Gene Ontology annotation, molecular function: sulfotransferase activity. The transcript is spliced from 4 exons. Lineage: Eukaryota; Metazoa; Arthropoda; Insecta; Hymenoptera; Apidae. Bases 599 to 1570 code for a protein of 323 amino acids.
UACAUGUAUUGAUAUUUGAGUAUUUUGUAAAUAAAAAAUUUUGAAUUGUGAAUCAAUCUAAUUAUAUAAUAUCUGUUUUUGCAUUAAUAGAAUGAAUUUUCAUAAUCAAAUUUCAUACAAUUAUAACAUUUGACAAGAUCACUGCCUAAAUCGAUAAAAAUUUACUUUUAUAAUACUGCAAAAUAAUAGAAGUAAAUAAUUUACUUAAUAUCAUUCACAAUCUUUUCACAUAAAAAAAAUUUAUAAAAAUAAUCAUUUACAAAAAAAAAUAUUUUCACAAUUAACAAUAUAGAUCACUUAAAUUAAUAUAAUUGUUAAAAUAUUAUUAUUAGUUACAGAAACAGCCUAACUGCGAAUAUAAGUCACUGAUUUAUAUAAUACAUUUUUGGCGUUAUUUCGUAGUAAAGAUUUAAAAAAGUAAAUUGAUUUUGUUUCUCUUUUACCUUUUUUAUAAAUAUGAUAUUCCAUUUUUUUUUUCAUCAUUACAGGAAAUUAGGAAAUUAUAAAACUAAGAGAUAAAUUUUAUCUUUCAUUCCGUUCAUACAGACGGAUGUUUAAUCCCGAUAGUUGACUUAUAAUAUAUAUUUCAAUUUUAAUCAUGUCACUUAAAAUUCAAUUUGUAAAAUGCAUAUUGUGUGUUAUUUUAUACAUUAUAAUUUACAUUAUUUUAUUAAGAUUAAAACAGAAUUAUUUAACACAAUAUUCAAGUUCAUUGUUUUUUGCAAAUAAUCAAACAAAGCAAGAAUGUUCUUUAGUUUCUCAAUCUGUUAUAAAACCAAUUAAUUUAGAGAUAGAACUUUUAGAAUAUGAUGAAAUGAAAGGAGAAUCAAUUAAUUUGCAAGAAAGUGCAACAAUGUUGCAACAAAUUUCAAAUGUAUGUAUAAAAUAUAAUUUAAAAACUCCUUUAAUAAGAAAGCAUUUUUUAUAUAAUUCUGAACAUAAAACAAUGUAUUGUUGGAUUCGAAAAGUAGCUUCAACAAGUUUCACAAAAUUAUUUGCAGAUUUAAAAAAUCGUCUACCCACACAAAAUUAUUAUAGAGAUCGAAUAGCAGAUAAUACAAAAUAUACUGCACAAGCUUGGAUUUAUACAGAAAAAAUAUUUCGUUUUACGAGACCUGAAUUAUUUCAUUCGAAUACGACAACUGGUAAUUUUCGAGAAAGAGUAUUUACAUCUGAUAAAAGAUUAAAGAUAAUACCAACUUUUAAAGAAUUUUUGGAAUGGCUUUUACAAAGUUCUGAAGAAGAUGUUCAUUGGAUUCAAUAUUAUAAACAUUGCGCUAUAUGUAAUAUACGAUAUAAUUUCGUUUUAAAGUUAGAUGAUUAUACAUAUGGACAAAUAAAUUAUAUUUUUUCUAAAUUUGGUUUGGAUAAAAAUAAAGUAUAUUUUCCCAAGUUAGAGGAAACACGAGGUGGAUAUACAAACUUCGAUAUCACAUGUAAAUAUUUUGCAAAUUUAACACAAGAUAUAGUUUUGAAAUUAUAUGAAAAAUAUAAAAUUGAUUUCGAAAUGUAUAAUUAUAAUGUUAAUCAAUAUAUAAGUUGUGCAUAUAAAAAAUAUGAAAAAUUUUAAUCAAAUAAAAUAAUAUAAUAUUUUGUAGUAAGAAAAAUGUAUUUAUUCGUUUUUGUAUAAAAAUGUAUACCAUAACUAUAA